This is a messenger RNA of Phoenix dactylifera (date palm), 1527 nucleotides long. Its product is annotated as glyoxylate/hydroxypyruvate reductase HPR3-like. NCBI's taxonomy places the organism in Eukaryota, Viridiplantae, Streptophyta, Magnoliopsida, Arecales, Arecaceae. Gene Ontology annotation, cellular component: cytosol. Gene Ontology annotation, molecular function: hydroxypyruvate reductase [NAD(P)H] activity; NAD binding; glyoxylate reductase (NADPH) activity. The record is from RefSeq and is a predicted model, not a curated record.
CGAGAGAGCGAGGCAUACGACUUUCCACUUGAUCCUGCUCGUCGUCUCCCUGGCCAUUGACUUUCUUCUCCAUACAAGUUGGUAAUGCGCCUAAGUGGUCUCCCCAUCCCCGAGCCCUCCAAGUUCUCGCUCCCCGUGCUUAAAACUCGUCAACCCCUCCGCCGGUUCGCGCCCGCGCCAGCGAUGAUGUCGGUCGAAAAACCCGCGGCGGAGACGCCGGCCGUAGAGCGAGAGCAUCUCCCGCCGGUCCUCCUCCUUCGCCCGCUCUUAUCCCACUUCCACGACGCGCUCGCCCCCAAAUUCCGCUUCCUGAAGCCUUGGGAGUCUCCGCUCCCCCGCGACGAAUUCCUCGCCGCCCACGCCGGCGACGUCCGGGCCCUUCUCUGCGUAGGCCCCUUCCCCGUCGACGCCGGGCUCCUUGCCUGCCUCCCGAAGCUGGAGCUGGUCGUGACCGGGAGCGCCGGGGUCAACCACAUCGACGUCGCGGAGUGCCGGCGCAGGGGCAUCGCCGUCACCAACGCCGGGAACGCCUUCACCGAUGAUGUUGCGGACUAUGCGGUGGCUCUCUUGAUUGAUGUCCUGCGGCAGAUCUCCGCGGCUGAUCGGUAUGUGCGGCGAGGCCUCUGGCCGAUCCAGGGGGACUAUCCACUUGGUCGCAAGCUGGGUGGAAAGCGAGUUGGUAUUGUGGGGCUAGGAAGCAUUGGAUCUGCAGUUGCAAAAAGGCUCGAGGCCUUUGGCUGCACUAUCCUGUACUAUUCAAGAAGUAGAAAGCCAUCCAUCUCAUACAAGUUCUUUUCAAAUGUUACUAAUCUUGCAGCUGAAAGUGAUGUUCUGGUCAUAGCUUGUGCAUUGACCACUGAAACAUACCAUAUCAUCAACAAGGAAGUCAUGCAAGCAUUAGGGAGGGAUGGCAUUAUCAUCAAUGUGGGACGUGGGGCUCUGGUUGAUGAGAACGAAUUAGUCAAGUGUUUAAUGGAAGAGGAGAUUGGAGGUGCUGGACUUGAUGUGUUUGAGAAUGAACCAGCUGUGCCCCAAGAGCUCUUCCACAUGGACAAUGUAGUACUAUCACAUCAUAGAGCUGUGUUCACACCAGAGUCUUUUCAUGGAGUGCUUGAAGUAGUUUUGGGCAAUUUGGAAGCUUUUUUUUCAAAUAGGCCAUUGCUUACUCCAAUUUCGGAAUAGAAAGAAUUCAAGAAAAUUUUUCAACAAUUUAUGACUACAUUAGCCACAUGAGGGUUGAUAAGACUCUGCAUUAUCAUUCAUAGCUAGUGGAAGCCAAGCUGUUGUGCUUGUCUUGUAAGGUUAACAUUUCACAGGGCAAAAUAACAAAUAUUAUUACAAUAUCAGAAAAGUUAGCUUCAUUUCCUAAUUGUGAGAGUGUAUGCUUAUGUUCGGACCUCUCUUACUGCAAUACUGACCUGGUGACCUCUUGAAAGAAAUUUGGGUAUGUGGAUGAUGUGAGAAACUUUUAGGUCAUAAAUUAAUCCAUGGCAGGCCUGCAUAGCUUGCAAGGUUUUAAACUUCUAA